Dromaius novaehollandiae (emu) is the source of this 1823-nucleotide messenger RNA. It is a transcript of the gene VASP, whose product is annotated as vasodilator stimulated phosphoprotein. Gene Ontology annotation, molecular function: SH3 domain binding; profilin binding. Lineage: Eukaryota; Metazoa; Chordata; Aves; Casuariiformes; Dromaiidae. The record is from RefSeq and is a predicted model, not a curated record. Gene Ontology annotation, biological process: axon guidance; neural tube closure; positive regulation of actin filament polymerization.
UUCCCGGUCCUUCACCCCCCCCGGCCCGACCCCGGGGCCGGUCCCGCCCCGCCCCGCCCGCCGCCGCCGCCGCCACCACCGGAAGGGCCCGGCCGGGCCGUGCGCACCCGCCGCCGCCGCCCGCCGCGCACGGCCGCCAGCAUGAGCGAGACGGUGGUGUGCAGCGCCCGCGCCACGGUGAUGCUCUACGACGACGCCAACAAGAAGUGGGUGGCGGCGGGCAGCGGCCCCCAGGCCCCCAGCCGCGUGCAGCUGUACCGCAGCGCCGGCCCCCCCGCCUUCCGCGUCGUCGGCCGCAAGCUGCAGCCCGACCAGCAGGUCGUCAUCAACUGCGCCAUCGCCAAGGGCCUCAAGUACAACCAGGCGACGCCGAGCUUCCACCAGUGGCGCGACGCCCGCCAGGUCUGGGGGCUGAGCUUCGGCUCCCGCGAGGACGCCGCCCUCUUCGCCGCCGCCAUGCUCCAGGCCCUGGAGGCGCUGGAGGCCGGCCCCGCGCAGUCCUGGCCUGUCCCCAACGGCCCCUCCCCGGAGGAGCCGGAGCAGCAGAGGAGGCCGGUGCCGGAGGAGCCGGAGCGGCGCGUGGCCGGCGCAGGAGCCCCGGCCCUGCCCACGGGGGGGCCCCCGCCGCCCCCCGGCCCCCCGCCGCCGCCAGCCCCCCCGCCGCCCGGACCCCCCCCUGCCGCCGCUGCUGCUGCUGCCGCCGCUGGGGUCCCGCCGGCCCCCCCCUCCGGGCCCGCGGCUGCCGCCGGGGGGGCUCCCGGGGGGGGGGCUGGCUUCGCCGCUGCCAUUGCCGGUGCCAAACUCAGGAAAGUCGGCAAGGACGAGGCACCCGGCGCGGCGGCGGUGCCAGCGGCCCCCAAGGGCGACGGCGCCCGCGGGGGGGGCGGGGGGGGCCUCAUGGAGGAGAUGAGCGCCAUGCUGGCCCGACGGAGGAAAGCCACGCUGCAGGGGGACAAGCCAGCGCCAAAGAGGGACGAGGACGCCGCCAGCCAGGACGACGCGGAGCCGGCGGGCGCUAGGACCGCGGGGCAGCCCGCGGAGCCCGUCCGGAGGCCCUGGGAGAAGGCCAGCACCACGCUGCCCCGGAUGAAGUCGGCCAUGCCCGUGGCCCCCACCGAGCCCCCCGGCGCCCCUGCCGACGACUCGGAGCUGGAGCGCCUCAAACAGGAGCUGCUGGAGGAGGUGAGACGGGAGCUGCAGAAGAUGAAAGAGGAGAUCAUCGAAGCGUUCGUGGCGGAGCUGCGGAAGCGGGGGUCGCCCUAGCCCCCCCCCGGGGCCCCCCCACACUCCCGGGGCCGGCCCUGGCUGGGGGGACCGGUGCUUGUCCCCCCCCCACACCCCCCCGGGGCUGGUCCCGGCCGCGGGGCCCGCGCUGCCCCCCCCUCACACCCCCCUUCACACCCCUCGCGCCCCCGCUGCGGGGUGGGGGGGCCCCCGGGCCGGCUCCCCCCCCAGGCUGUGCCUUACUGCCCGGGGGGCAGCGCCCGCGGGGCCCCCCCUCACUGUGCCCCCCCCGGCAGCACCUGCACCCACCGCUUUGGUUGGGAACACCCCCUUUUUUGGGCUUAUUUUAUACUUUGGGGUGGGGGGGGCACCCCCAACUCGCCCCCCACCCUGGGCAGAUUCGGGGUCUUUUUUAACGCCACUGUUGGUUUUUUCACUUUUUUUUAAUUUGGGUUUUUGACGGGGGGGGGGAAUUUCGGGUCCCAUCCUCCCCCCCGCCGGCAGUCACCCCCCCACCUCGGCACGGCCCCCCCGGGGCGGGGGGGGGGGGGGGCCGGUCCCGGCGCCGCUCUCGAAUAAACCCGGCGUUUUAUACGUGA